Hyalella azteca is the source of this 2270-nucleotide messenger RNA. RefSeq lists its product as uncharacterized. Lineage: Eukaryota; Metazoa; Arthropoda; Malacostraca; Amphipoda; Hyalellidae. The transcript is spliced from 8 exons. Bases 808 to 1632 code for a protein of 274 amino acids. The record is from RefSeq and is a predicted model, not a curated record.
UUUGAAUUCAUUUGUAAAAGUUACACAACUUACAUAUAUAGAGAGAAAGCUUCUUGAAGUGUACCACGUUGAUUCUGAUUUUAAGCAAUCGUUUAUUUUUCAUUGUGUAUACUUCUUACGUAUUGCCGGGUGCAGUUGUACCCGCUCACAGGCUGUAGUCACUCCAUUCGUUUUCAUAGGGAAAAAUGGAUUUACUGUUGUGAAAAUUGUAAUGCACAUUCCCAUCUAAUUUCUCUAUACGUUUUUUUUCCACGGCUGUACUGAAAAUUUAUGUUUGGUCUCAAGGCUCAGCUUAAUUGAAGAAUUGCCUCGUACUCUUCAAAAUGAUUUUUAUAUUGAUGGGAAUUCUAGACUUCGUGGGCAAGUUUUGUAACGGUGCGCAGCAAGCCGUCUCGUUUCCUGUAAGGGUAACGGAAGUAAAGCGAACUCAUGCCAGCAGUUUGCUUCUAGACAUGACGGUGAAGGGAGGCCCUGCCUUCCCCUAGGGAAGAAAUAACUCAUGUGUACCCGAAACUUAACAACUCAGUGACCCUAAUUUUAGGUGUAAUAUUGAGGAACAAUCGUAAUAUACGAAUUGAAAAUACGUAGAAUGAGAAGUCUAAGUGACCAUCCCGAGACGAGUGAUCUCAUAAUAAGCCCGGUGCAUGUCGACUGGCGCUGCCGAAUUGUCAUUUCCGCCAAAUCAUUUAUUGUGAUGUCCUACGAGUUUUAAUUUAUUAUUUGCAUUAUAAAUUUUCCAAAAAUGUGAUAGAGCAGCGAAUUUAAGCCACCAUACAUUUGAACUGACGAUCCUCUGGUUACGCUGCCAUGAAGAUAACAGCCACGGUCGUUCAGAACAUCCUGCUACUUGCUUUGUUUGCAGCAGGGCCAUCGGACGCGUGUCGAGCAUCGAACAAGGCCGUCGGUGUGUGUCUGCAUAUCUUCCUAGAGAGAGAUUUCAUGCCACUUAAGGGCAUCGUUUACCCAUACUCAGCUCCUAACCUACACAGCAUGAGCUAUCGCUACGACACGUCGGUGUCAGAGUUCAGUCGCGGGUGGGUGGAGGGACCAGCUCUCGAGCACUCCUGCAAGAGGCUGCGCGACGUUACUGACUGCUGCACGGAAAUCCUGUUAGAUUGCGACUCUGCCAGCGACUUCUUCAAGUUCCGACAUUUACUUUCGGCCCUGGAGAAAGUGCAUGACUUCCUCUGCGGGAAUCCAGAAUCCCGUAAAUACAGAUUCGUCGAAUUCCUUCAGACGAUUGAAUGCGCCGAGAAAGCACGUGUAGAAACAUACCCGAACACUUGUCACCGCCACAACGUCACUGCUAAUGUCUGGAACAAAAUCUUCCGCCUUGAGAUCGGAUCUGAAAUAUGCGACUCGCUCACAACACAACGGGCAUGUCUGCUGGAGAACGGCGACCUUCUUCACUACUGUAGGAAGGAGACCAAAGUAGACAUUUACACGCAGGUCUCGGGACUGUUUUUGUGGCACUGGUGCGGCACACCUCUGCUGCCGGGCGCCAACAACUUGCCACACGACAGGCUCCCCGGCAGCGCUACAUGGACAUCAGCCGCCACAGCUCCUACCUCUGCAGCAGUUACCCUUGUCAUCUCCUGCACGCUUAUAGCCUACGCCUAUAUUUAUGAUUAAGCCGUCAUUACCCACCAUCCCUUCAUAGCAGUAAUAUCAUCAUCUGUAAGCACAGUAUAUUGUCCUGUCAUCAAAGAUUAGUUUUUAGUCAAGUGAUGAACCACCAAAGAAUGAGUAAGACUCAGCCCAGUUUAAUAUGUUAAAAAUUCCCCUAACAAAUUAAGUUCCAUCCAAGCUAUUUAAAACUUUAUGGUAACACUUAUAUGGUAACAUCAUCAGGUUGCUCAGAUGUUUUUUUUUUUUUUUGCGGAUUAAGUGUAAUAACGAGGCUCUUCCUCAAUCCAAUGUUCCCAAGUACUACUUGCUUGCGACACACAUAAUCUUUACCAGUAUACCUAUUAUAUUGACCAUCAACACAAACAUCGCCGCGAUAAUUUAAAACUCUAUGUAUGUAUUUCAACUUUUUGAAGCGUUUCUCGUGGUGAAACUGAAUAAUUCAAGACUGCAAUGAAUCUCAGGGAGAAUAAUUGAGGUUAGUCAUUUGAGUCUUGAAAACUUUUACUGAACAAGUUACGCUCCACAUGCAAACACAUCGGAUGAAUAACUGGGUCGUAGUAAAUUAUGCACGCAAUUUACUUUGGACUGCAUUGUAUUCCAAAUUAGCAACUCGAGCGGUUUUCAAUAAAUUGAAGCAGAAA